GCGGCACUCGCAGAGCGCUGAGGGCCCGGGACUGAGCUGCCUGUGGCGACUUCGCAGCGUCUCUAAACAAAGCCUUCCAUCGCUUUAUUUUAUUUUUUUAAUUUGUUUUUUUUUUUUUGUGGUAUAUUUUUCCGCCUCGCUGAUUGCUUGGCCCGGGCCGAUUUUGUUGCUUUACGGGGAUAAAAACCCUGCGAGCCGUUGCUUUGUGCGCCCUCGUCCUGCCCCAAACCAUGGUGAUGUUCAAGAAGGUGAAGAGCUUCGCGGUGGCCUUCAGCGAGCCCGACAAGGUGUACUGCAGCGGGGACAAGGUGGCCGGGCGUGUGCUGGUGGAGGUGGCCGAGGUGACCCGUGUCAGUGCCGUCAAGGUGCUGGCGUGUGGCGUGGCCAGGGUGACCUGGGCCAAGGGCCCGGCGCAGUGCCGGCAGGAGAUGGAGUACCUGCGCUUCGAGGAUGUGCUGGCCCUGGAGGAGCAGCCCACGGAUGAGGACGGCUCCGUCAUCCUGAGACCUGGCAACAAGUACGAGUACAAAUUCGGCUUUGAGCUGCCCCAGGGGCCGCUGGGCACCACGUUCAAGGGGAAGUACGGCUCUGUGGAUUACUGGGUGAAGGCGUCUCUGGAGCGCCCGGCCUGCCCCACACAGCAGGUGAAGAAACGCUUCGAGGUGAUGGAUCCUGUGGAUGUGAACACCCCGGAAUUGCUGUCUCCAGUUGCAGCCAAAAAGGAGAAGAAAGUGUCGUGUAUGUUCAUCCCCGAUGGACGGGUGUCUGUCAGCGCCCAGAUCGACAGGAAGGGCUUCUGUGAAGGUGAGGAUUGGUGGGAACAGGGAGCUGGGGAGCCAGGAAGGAAACCCCCAGCAUCCCUAACAUCUGGAAACCCCAGCAUCCCUAACAUCUGGUUCCUUCCCUCGGCAGGCGACGAGAUCUGCAUCAACGCCGACUUUGAGAACACCUGCUCGCGCAUCGUGGUGCCCAAGGCGGCCAUCGUGGCCAAGCACACCUACCUGGCCAACGGCCAGACCAAGGUCUUCUCCCAGAAGCUCUCCUGUGUCCGAGGCAACCACAUCAUCUCCGGUACCUCGGAGUCUUGGCGUGGCAAAACCAUCCGCGUGCGGAAGCUCAAACCCUCCAUCCUGGGCUGCAACAUCCUGCGUGUGGAGUAUUUCCUGCAGAUCUACGUCAGCGUGCCAGGCUCCAAGAAAAUCAUCCUGGAGCUGCCGUUGGUCAUUGGGAGCCGCUCCGGCAUCGGCAGCCGCAGCUCCAGCAUGGCCAGUCAGACCAGUUCUGAGAUGAGCUGGGUGGACCUGAACCUCCCCGAUGCUCCAGAGGCCCCCCCGUGCUACCUGGACAUCGUUCCCGAGGAUCACCGGCUGGAAAGCCCCACCACGCCGCUGCUGGACGAUCCCGACGGGUUCGACAGCCCCAUCUUCAUGUACGCGCCGGAGUUCAAGUUCAUGCCUCCCCCCACCUACACGGAGGUGAGCCCGGCAGCGGCACGGGAGCAGGGGCCGGGUGGAUCUGGGAUCACCCGCCUGGAUCCCUCACCCUCAUCCUGCUCCGCCGCCCAGGUGGAUCCCUGCAUCAACAACAACAACAACAACAGCAACAACAACGUCCAGUGAGCACCGCAGCUGGGCUGUGCCGCACACCUGCAGCACAUCUGGCCAGUACACCUGGAGAAGGGGACUGAGCUGCUGCAUUCCCGGGGAACCGCCGAAUUCCCGAGGAGCCGCCGCUCGUCCCGAGAGCCUCGAGGAAAAUUGAAAAUUCCCCAGAAAACCCUCAAAAGGAUUUGGGGAAGGGGGGGACUCGAGGCAAAGCCAGCUGGGGAACAGCAGGAAAAACUCAGCUGUCGGGACACAAACGCUGCCUGUCGUGACAUGUGGUGGCAGGAAAUGGUGGUUUGAAUUAAUUCCAUCCUGAUUUUCUAACUCUGGGUGCUGCUCUGGCUGCCCUGCACUCCCGCCCGGGGAGGAGGUGGGGGGGACGCUGUGACAUCACGAAUCCGUCCUGUCGUGACACAGAGCUCGCUAUCGCGACCUUUUGUACUCUUGGGUUUUGUACAUAGUGUUUGGGGGUGGGGGGAAGCACAAAAAUGCAAAUUUUGUACCUUUUUUGUGGCCCCUGGGGGGCAAAGUUUGUAAUAAACUAAUGAAAUGGU
Taeniopygia guttata (zebra finch) is the source of this 2158-nucleotide messenger RNA. The record is from RefSeq and is a predicted model, not a curated record. Lineage: Eukaryota; Metazoa; Chordata; Aves; Passeriformes; Estrildidae.